Molecule: messenger RNA, 273 nt
Organism: Penicillium diatomitis
Lineage: Eukaryota; Fungi; Ascomycota; Eurotiomycetes; Eurotiales; Aspergillaceae
Exons: 1
Coding region: 1-273 (90 amino acids)
Source: RefSeq, a predicted model, not a curated record
AUGGGGACCGAGGAUGAGUACUUGGUGACCGUCGGAUCAAAUGAAAAGGCCCCUGAUCCCAAACUUCUCUCUCAAGAGAAGAAGUUGGCAGUUGAAAUUGUCCGACGGUGGCUUGGACUCUGCGAAAGACGCCCCAGGCCGUGGAUCUGUGAUCUGCUCUGUUGCUCGGGUCGAUCCCACAAGAGCGCAAAGCCAAGCCUGCGGACGGGGGCCACUCGACCCAAAGAAGGUCCCAGUCGAGUCGAGCCGAAGGAGAACAACGGCCCCAGUUAG